UUUGGUUCUUGUUCUUCUUUGCUACACCAUGAUAAGAGAGUUAGGUUUCCAAGACCUAAAUUUAUUUUGAAUUUGACAUAGAGAAAUUGACAACUAUCAGAAUUGUUGGAAAAACAACAAACUUAGAAUUUAAGGGGAAAUUUAUGUCUUAGAAUACAAACAUUGGAAAAGAAAAAAGAUCUAAAGUUAACUGUGCUAGGAACUUAGAAAAAGAAGAAUGCCUUAAACUCAAAAGAAGUGGAGAAAAGUAAACUUACACACAUAAACACACACACACACACUCACACACACACAGGGAGAGACAGAGGCAGGGACAAAGAGACAGAGAGAAAGAGAGAGACAGGGAGAGAUUCAGUUUACACUGAAAACCAAAUGUCAAAAUAAUUCAAUGAAACCAAAAGCUGGUCCUUUAAAUAGAGUGAUUUUUUAAAAAGCCACGAGCCAAUGUUAAAAAAAAAAACGAAGUGGGCAAAAGUCUUAAGGAUGAGAAAUGAAAGAGGAGGCAUGCUGUACAUGCCAAGCAAAGUUAGAGAGUAACAACAAAUGCUGUGAGAAACUCCAUCCCCACAAAUGAUAAUCUAGAUCAAAGCAGCCAAUUGCUUUAAACACAAAGCUUUUACAAUUAUUUCAGUGGUUUUCAAAUAGCCCACUAUUAGCUUACUAAAAAAUCUAAGCUGGAAUAACACAUAAAUCCUGAAUAUUACCUGAACAGGCAAAGGGUAAUUAUGCAUCUGACUUUCUCUGUUUUCACCUUCCCCUAAGUGUGUUCAGGAGUGAUCAGUGGCCAUCAUCAGCCCUCACCUCAGGGCUUUGAAAGAAUUAGUCCUAGAUAGGUUCUAGGCAAUUACUGUAUCCUUAAUGAGUAAUGCAGGAUCUGGACUCCUUUGGGAUGCAGAGCCUUUGUGUCCAGAGAUGCUAGAAGGGGAUAUAUAAGAAGGUGUUGACUACGGAGGCUGUUCUUUCCUGUGCUUAUAAUGAAUAAAAGUGACCAGGAUCUGAAUCAGGGACCUAAUAUAUCCUCAGUCAUCCUAGAUAAAUUGUCAGGAGAUACCUUACUGUCCUCCAAUUAUGGAAUUUUCAUUUCCAAAUUUGUGAUGACUGGAAGUUUUCAGACAAGAAACAGUGGCCUCCAAUUCUAAGAAUAUGAUUGAAUGGUUUUAAAUGACUGGUUAAAGGAAGGUGAAGAUGAGCAUCUAAAUGAUGUGAUAGAGUUCAAGAGUCAUGACAGCAAUAAUAGCAUCAACAGGACAAGACAGAGGUCCAGAUAUAAACCCCUGAAGCCACAGCCACCUAAUAUUUGACAAAGAUUCCAAAAAUGUGAAGGAAGAGAGAAUAGCCUGUAACAAAUAGUGCUGAUAAAUUGGAUAUCUACGUGUGGAAGAAUAAAACUAGCUCCCAUUUCUCCAUUUGCACACAAAUCAACUCCAAAUGGAUCAAAGACUUAAGUAGCAGCCCUGAAGCUCUGAAAGUGAUAGGUCAGAGGACAGAGGAGGAGAAACGGUUCAAGAAAUGAGAACAGGAGCUUUGUCCUUAUCCUCAGAGCAACAGUGGGAAUAUGGAGAAUGAUUCAGACAAGAGAUAAUGGAACUCCUCUGUUAGGAUGCCACAGUGUAAAUGAAACAGGUUGAAGAAGAAGAGAAGGGUCAGGAGAUGUGAGAACCUGGACUGGACUGAGUCUGCUUCUGUAUUCCAGUAAAGACAAGAUGUGAUCCUGAUGUAUGAAUGUAAGCUCACAGAAAGAGAUGGAUGGAAUAGGAGGAGAAUAAACAGCAGACUGUUUAUGUGUGACAUCAGUUCAAGGAUACUGGAGUCGGAAAAGGAUAAUGAGCAACCAAACUGUCAUCUCCAAGUUCCUCCUCCUGGGCCUACCUAUUCCCCCAGAGCACCAGCACCUGUUCUAUGCCCUGUUCCUGGCCAUGUACCUCACCACCAUCCUGGGGAACCUCAUCAUCAUCAUCCUCAUUCUACUGGAUUCCCAUCUCCACACUCCCAUGUACUUAUUUCUCAGCAAUUUAUCAUUCUCUGACCUCUGCUUCUCCUCUGUCACAAUGCCCAAAUUGCUAGAGAACAUGCAGAGUCAGGACCCAUCCAUCUCCUAUGUUGGUUGUCUGACACAAAUGUACUUUUUAAUGGUUUUUGCAGACAUGGAGAACUUCCUUAUUCUGGUCAUGGCCUAUGACCGCUAUGUAGCCAUCUGUUACCCCCUUCAUUACAUCAGCAUCAUGAACCCCAAGCUCUGUGUGUGUCUGGUAGUGCUGUCUUGGGUAUUUACCAUGCUUUAUUCCCUGUUUCACACUCUGCUCUUGGCUAGAUUGUCAUUCUGUGGGGACAACGUGAUACCCCACUUCUUCUGUGACAUAUCUGCCUUGUUCAAGUUGGCCUGCUCUGACACAUAUAUUAAUGAACUAUUGAUAAUUGUCUUGGGAGGGCUCAUUAUUGGCAUCCCGUUCUUACUCAUUGUUGUGUCCUAUGUACGAAUUGUUGGCUCUAUCCUAAAGGUUUCGUCUGCUCGGGUUAUCCACAAGAUCUUCUCCACCUGUGGCUCCCACCUCUCUGUGGUCUCACUGUUCUAUGGGACAAUUAUUGGGCUAUACUUAUGUCCAACAGGUAAUAGCUCUACUGUGAAGGAGACUGCCAUGGCCAUGAUGUAUACAGUGGUGGCUCCCAUGCUGAAUCCCUUCAUCUACAGCCUGAGGAACAGAGAUAUGAAAGAUGCCCUGAGAAGGGUCCUUUGCAAGAAGAAAAUCUCUUUAUAA
This is a messenger RNA of Peromyscus maniculatus bairdii (prairie deer mouse), 2756 nucleotides long. NCBI's taxonomy places the organism in Eukaryota, Metazoa, Chordata, Mammalia, Rodentia, Cricetidae. The record is from RefSeq and is a predicted model, not a curated record.